CUAGAAAAAUAAUACUGGAAAUGCAAAGCUCCUAAUGUAACAUUUGAUAGGCUUGUUUUUCUUUGCAGAGGAACUGGCCCUGGACUGAGAAGUCAUGUAGGAAGGUGACAGGUGGAUUCAGGAGAAACAAGCGCAAUGUCUGACGGCAAUGAUGCGUGGGAGUCACCCGGCUGUGGGACAAGGGAUGAGGACAAUAAAGACACAGGUGGAUUCUCCGAACAUGAACUCCUUGACAUCAUGUAUAAUACGUGUAAUACUUCCAGCACAGGAGAGGUGCUGGCCUCCACCAUCGUUCAGUACCUGCAGACUAUGACGGCUCAGAGUUCGGAGCAGGACAGACUGACCAGCCUGCGACGGCUGCUCGACCCAGAUUGUCAGGAUCUACACGUGAGCAGAGAGACUUUCCACUCCACCAUGAGGGAGUGGAUCGCACAGUGCAGCCAGGACAGGUGA
This is a messenger RNA of Larimichthys crocea (large yellow croaker), 453 nucleotides long. RefSeq names its product lymphoid-restricted membrane protein-like. Lineage: Eukaryota; Metazoa; Chordata; Actinopteri; Sciaenidae. The coding region runs from base 136 to 453 and encodes 105 amino acids. The record is from RefSeq and is a predicted model, not a curated record. Gene Ontology annotation, biological process: homologous chromosome pairing at meiosis; actin filament organization; telomere localization. Gene Ontology annotation, molecular function: dynein complex binding. The transcript has 4 exons. Gene Ontology annotation, cellular component: lateral element; meiotic spindle pole; meiotic nuclear membrane microtubule tethering complex.